Molecule: messenger RNA, 255 nt
Organism: Drepanopeziza brunnea f. sp. 'multigermtubi' MB_m1
Lineage: Eukaryota; Fungi; Ascomycota; Leotiomycetes; Helotiales; Drepanopezizaceae
Source: RefSeq, a predicted model, not a curated record
AUGUCUUUAAGUAUCGAUAUAGCUAUUGUUAUAUCGAUUACUUUUAUUCAAAUCACAGCUCAGCUAAAGAUCUUUAAUUUCUUUGUAAUAAUAUGCACUAACUCGUACUCGCUUUACGAAUGCAUAGUAAAGCUAAGAACUAUUAAGGAAAAGCGCCUUAUAAUCGAUAUUAUAGCUAUUCGAGAGUCAUACGAGAGGCGAGAGCUCUUUAAGCUAGUUUUGACCAAUACCUUAAAGGUGCAAGUGGAUAGAUAA